This is a messenger RNA of Menidia menidia (Atlantic silverside), 1428 nucleotides long. NCBI's taxonomy places the organism in Eukaryota, Metazoa, Chordata, Actinopteri, Atheriniformes, Atherinopsidae. The record is from the annotation of a GenBank genome assembly.
AUGAGCGGCAGAGGAAAGGGAGGCAAAGGACUCGGUAAAGGAGGCGCUAAGCGCCACCGCAAAGUGCUCCGUGAUAACAUCCAGGGCAUCACUAAACCCGCCAUCCGCCGCCUGGCCCGCCGUGGCGGAGUCAAGCGUAUCUCCGGCCUCAUCUACGAGGAGACCCGCGGGGUGCUCAAGGUCUUCCUGGAGAACGUCAUCCGGGACGCCGUCACCUACACCGAGCACGCCAAGAGGAAGACCGUGACCGCCAUGGACGUGGUGUACGCGCUCAAGAGGCAGGGCCGCACUCUAGAGGAGAGGCCUUCCCGCCUCUCCGGCUCAGCCAAUCACAGCCAGGGACUAACGGUCUUCCCACCUCUCCAGCUCAGCCAAUCACAGCCAGGUUACAGCGCAGCCAUAUUUCCAUCCGGUCUGUAUAAAAACAGUCUCUGCGCUGUUGGCAUCUCAUUCGUAGCUGUACAGUUCCGGAUAACAAACAUGCCUGAACCCGCCAAGUCUGCGCCCAAGAAGGGCUCCAAGAAAGCCGUGACCAAGACCGCCGGCAAAGGAGGCAAGAAGAAGAGAAAGACCAGGAAGGAGAGCUACGCCAUCUACGUGUACAAGGUGCUGAAGCAGGUCCACCCCGACACCGGUAUCUCCUCCAAGGCCAUGAGCAUCAUGAACUCCUUCGUCAACGACAUCUUUGAGCGCAUCGCCGCGGAGGCUUCCCGCCUGGCUCACUACAACAAGCGCUCCACCAUCACCUCCAGGGAGAUCCAGACCGCCGUGCGCCUCCUGCUGCCCGGAGAACUGGCCAAGCACGCCGUGUCCGAGGGCACUAAGGCCUGUCAGACUCAGGAGCGCUUCAGCAAAGAGUACAUCGAGAAGUUUCGCCGGGAGGGCAACGACAAGGAGAUCCAGAGGCCAAGUCCAGAGUCCAGACUCACUCCAAACAGAGUCCAGACUGACUCCAGACCCGAGUCCAGACUGAGUCCGGACUGGUUGGUCCGGCCUAAGAUGGAGGAUCAGGUUGUGUGCGGGGGUCUGAGGUGUCCGUCUCCUGGCAGGAUCAUGGAGAACUACGACAAGCUGAAGUCCCGGAUCAGCGAGAUCGUGGACAGCAAGCGGCACCUGGAGGAGGACCUCCCGCACCACGACGAGCGCCUGUGGCGUCUGGGGAACAUCAACCGCCUGCAGGCCGAGGCGCUGCUGCGCGGGAAGAGGGACGGGACCUUCCUGGUCCGGGACAGCAGCAAGGUGGACGGGGAGGUGAAGCACUGUGUGAUCAACAAGACCAGUUCUGGGUUCGGCUUUGCGGAGCCCUACAACCUGUACGGCUCCCUGAAGGAGCUGGUGCUCCACUACCAGCACGCCUCGCUGGUGCAGCACAACGACUCGCUCAACGUCACGCUGGCCUUCCCCGUCUACAGCCAGCAGCGCCGCUAG